AUGUGUGCUCGGCGGUUCCCCCGGCAAGUGAAGCGAUGGCUGGAGGUGCCCAACAACAUUGUGCAGCUCCUUCCAUUCGGCCAUGUUAUAGUGGUAGUGGACGUGAAAAGUUCUUUGUACGUCUUGGAUAUCGAGAGCGGUGAGCAGUUGCUUCAGCUCGAUUCACCGGCACUGUUCGAUUUCUCGGCGAUAACGCAUCCAGCUACUUAUCUGAACAAAGUUUUGCUCGGAUCAAAACAAGGUACAAUGCGACUUGUAAAUGUAAAAACGGGGAAGCUGAUCCAUGAAUUCGAGAAAUCGUUCGGUUCCGAAAUUGCGGUACUCGAACAGUCACCGGCUAUUGAUGUAAUUGCUGUUGGCUUGAAAAAUGGUCGGAUUUUGUUGCAUAAUAUUAAAUACGAUGAAACGAUACAGCAAUAUAAGCAAGAUGGAGCAGUAACAUCCAUCUCAUUC
Molecule: messenger RNA, 453 nt
Organism: Gongylonema pulchrum
Lineage: Eukaryota; Metazoa; Nematoda; Chromadorea; Rhabditida; Gongylonematidae
Source: the annotation of a GenBank genome assembly